UUGUUAGAAAUGGCCGCGACAAUGCAUCCUCGGGGGAAAGACAUGCAAAGUGUGUGUGUGAAAGAAGAAAUGCACUGUUGUAAAAAUAAACAAUGCUUUAAAAUAUAUAACAUAAAAACAACAUGUAUUGUCUAGGCCUGAACUAAAGCCACAUCCUUCGGUAAACAAUAUACUGAGAUCCAAUACAAGAGCGCUCAAAUACAUUUUUGUGCCUUUAUGGGCCUUACUUUGCAGAAAAGGGCCGUCACCAAACUGUUACCACUCAUCUGGAAGCUUAGAAAUGUCCAUAAAAUCUUUAAAAAAAAUAAUGAUUCAGGGGGAACAAAAGGAUAUAACCCCACCCCUGUAUGACUGACUAAUUGAUUUGGAGAUUUUAUAGUUCAGACACAAGGUGAGUAAAUACUACAUAUCUCAGAAGACAUUAGAUGUCAGCAUGUUCAAACAGGACCCUCUGUGUUGCUAUCAGAUGCUAACACACUUGGCUGAGUGCCUGCAGGAGUUGUACACACAAUCUGUGCAAGCAUGAGCAUGGAACAUAAAGAGGAAGGAACAUAGGCGGGCCGGCAGUUUGUUGAAUAACACUGAUGUUCUUGCCACUCCCCAAAAGCGCAACAAGUUUCAGAAGGAGGGGCAUUUACAGCGCUUUCACUUUCCAAAGAGUCGUUUUUUUUUCGUUAGCUUCUAAGGGAAUUAAAGGUUGUCAUCAAAUCGUCAUAGCGGGAACUACAUCAACAUGACUGGGGGGAUUAAAUGCAUCAAAUAUCUCCUGUUCAUAUUCAACUUUUUCUUCUGGCUUGCGGGUACCGCUGUCUUCGCCAUUGGGCUGUGGUUAAGAUUAGAUUCGAAGACCAAAGGCCUGUUUGAAGGAUCAGACUCUCCAUAUGUGUUUUACAGUGGUGUUUACAUCCUAAUUGGAGCUGGAGCCCUGAUGAUGGUAGUGGGAUUUCUUGGAUGUUGUGGUGCCAUCCAGGAGUCUCCCUGUAUGCUGGGGCUGUUUUUUUUCUUCCUGCUUAUAAUCUUUGCCAUUGAAGUCGCUGCUGGCAUCUGGGGAUUUUCCAACCAGAGCAAGGUGGUGAAUGACAUUACAAACUUUUACAUGAAGACCUACAACACCUACAGAGAUACGGGUGAUGAGCGUCUCAGAGAGACUCUGCGUGUGAUUCAAACUGGCCUGAACUGUUGCGGUCCAACUGGUGCUGUACUGGAGGCUGCCAAAGACACCUGUCCUCAAGGAGAUCUACUUGAGGAGUUGAUUAUCAAGAACUGCCCUGAAGCCAUUGAGGACGUGUUUGACUCCAAGUUGCACAUCAUAGGAGGAGUGGGCAUCGCAAUCGGGGUCGUUAUGGUGUUUGGGAUGAUCUUCAGCAUGCUCCUGUGCUGUGCCAUCAGAAAGUCUCGGGAGGUGGUGUGAUAGCCACUGAGAACGCAUCACAGGGUCCUUGUUAAUGUUGCAUGAUAUCAUUCCUAGAGUCACAUGGUUCCCCAAUGCCAAUAGAAUCACUGCUUGUUCAAGAGGGUCUAUAUGGUUGUCGGGCCCAGCUAUAGAAUGGGUGCCAUCGAUGCUUCACUGACAAUGUGAGAAAUGUAUCACUUUGAGACCAUUUGAAUGAAACUAGUGCUUGUGUAAUACCACCGAUCUUAACAGAAGAUCAUCUUGUUGAUCACUUUUAUCUUGUGGGCUCACCCUACUGGCAAGAGGAGUUGUUGACCGCAGCUCCCCCCAAAACCUUUUCAAAAGAAUACACAAGCAGCCAAAUACACAACUGAAUUGAUUUUUAAUGGACAUAAUGCUAAGUUGUAAAUAUUUUUUUUAAUUCCAAUUUAAAGGGGACCUAUUAUGCUUUUUCCACUUUUCUGGCCUAUAAAGGUUGUUAGGAUGUUGUAUUCUCGUGUUAAAUGAUGGUUUCAGAUAAUGAGGUGGAAGUGAGGCCUGAAAGACAUUUGCGACACCGUUUCAGACAGUACUUUCUAACAUCCAAUAACUGUGAAAUCACAGUUAGCCUGGCUUCCUUAUCUGGUUAUGCCCGGGUAGCUGUAUGGGCGACGCUAGACUAUAUGAAGCUGGACUAUCUGUUAAUGUUACGCAAGCUUAAGUAACAAUUUAUAAGUGUCGUAACUGUGUAAGUGGUUGUAUAUGUAGCAUUAUAGAGUGUGCAUACAGGGAGUGGGGUGCAAAUUACAAGGUCACUGAUGUCUGGAGUUGCUAAUAUCCUUUUUCCACCACAAUCAAUAGUUUUUAAACAUGUGUAGUCCCGCAAAAAAUGUGUAGUGACCACAUUUAUACUACUGCUCUUGUAGAAAACCUACGGUAUUCCUAUUUUGAGUUAAUACACGGUAAGUCAGGGGUCUCCGGCCAGUAGCUCCUAAACACUUUUCAAGUAGCUCUCCAAAGAUUUUAUUUAUUAUCAAAACCUCCACUGACAAAAUUAGAAAGUGCGGUUCGGGAGUAGUCUUUGGGAAAGCUUGAGAGUGUGACCCAUCACAGUGGAGUGGGCAUGCCUGGAGGCGGGCCAUGGGUGGAAUCAAUUUAAACAGAUCGUUUUGGAAAUCCAAUAAAAAAAUAGCUUGAAUAGGUGCAGAUUCUGGAAAAUCUCGAAUGAUUUCUGUGCGGCUUAUUGUGUGUAGGUGUUCUAGAUUCCACAACUCUAUACAAAGUGCUGAAAAUUUAGCAUAAUAGGUCCCCUUUAAUAGUAGUAUCCCAAUUCAUUUGUGACAAGUUUUUGUUCAGCUGUUUUUAAAUGCCUUCACGUUAUGUCACUUUUCAUAUAUCUCUUCUCUGUUUUCUAGAUAUACACUGUACAUUUAGAUGUAUUUUCAUGUCAUUUUACAGAACGUUUAUACCAUUACCCCAGACAAUUCAACAGCCAAAUAAACCAAAAUGGAUUGAG
This is a messenger RNA of Doryrhamphus excisus (bluestripe pipefish), 2888 nucleotides long. RefSeq names its product CD9 molecule a (gene cd9a). Lineage: Eukaryota; Metazoa; Chordata; Actinopteri; Syngnathiformes; Syngnathidae. The record is from RefSeq and is a predicted model, not a curated record. Gene Ontology annotation, cellular component: plasma membrane.